Messenger RNA from Larimichthys crocea (large yellow croaker), 1513 nucleotides. RefSeq names its product transcription factor HES-2. The record is from RefSeq and is a predicted model, not a curated record. The transcript has 3 exons. NCBI's taxonomy places the organism in Eukaryota, Metazoa, Chordata, Actinopteri, Sciaenidae. The coding region runs from base 605 to 1252 and encodes 215 amino acids. Gene Ontology annotation, molecular function: protein dimerization activity.
GGACAUGUCUCGUCUUACCGUCCAUAAUAAUGUGUGAGAAGUCACCCACAGUCAUUUGUCUGAGCUUCACGCUGUUUCGGCGGAUGUCUGUUGCUUUCCCUCACAUAUGUAAAUGAGCCACACGAGCUGUCGACACCUUUUACAGGCGCGUGCAGCUCACACCAGUCUGGGCAGCUGCACGUGCCCGCAGAUGAAUGAAGGGUGUGUAUGGCUGCGUUCAUCUUGUUGUCAAAGUGUGUCCACACAGAUCAUUAAGAAAAAGUAUAAAAUAAAUCAAAGAUCUAUUUUUUCAUUUCUAACUUGAUUUGAAUGUUUGAACAAUAUUUUCCACUGAUGUGACUCUAAACUUUGAAACUGGAGGAAAAAGAGUCACAACAAAGUCUGCUUCACUUGUAACUGUGAAUAUUUUACAGACAUUAACGACUUACAUAAAACUGAGUUUAGUUUCAUCAUGGAGUGAAGUCACGUCUGUGGUGGGUGGAGCCUAAAGUUACGCCCACCUCCGGCUUAAAGGCCCUCACUGAAGGCUGAGAGGUCACAUUCAGCUUCGACUGAAAGUCCGACAGAGCUGCAGUUACCGCCGGACUGUUGUUGGAAUACAAUCAUGAAACUGAUUCAGGAUUCAGAGGACGCAAAGGCCCAAAGAAAGAGUCUCAAACCUCAGGUGGAGAGACGUCGAAGAGAGAGAAUGAACCGCAGCCUGGAGAGCCUGAAGACUCUUUUGCUACAGCAACAGGAAGCGACUCAGCGCAGACUGGAGAAAGCUGAGAUACUCGAGCACACAGUCCUCUUCCUGCAGAACACUGCGACGGGAGACACGACGAGAACUGAAGGUGGUGGUGGAUGCCAGAGACAGUCCUUCCAAGACGGUUUCUCCACCUGUCUGAAGAGAGCUUCUCAGUUCCUGGGACCUGAAGGGAAAGGCCUGUGGCUCGGAGCAGCACUGGAUGCAUCUUUCGCUACUCGCUUUUCCCGUUCAGACUCUGACUCUGCAGGAGUCCAAAGAAGAACUGAAGCUCAGUCCUCCUCCAACUCUCUGCUUUUCAGGAACUCCUCCAGGUCCAUUCUUCGGUCGUUGAUGCACAGGUCCGGUCACAAAGCGUGCACGCCUGCCCUCAGUGCGAACCGUGGAGUCUCACUUCGCUCUCCCACAACUCCCCAGCAGCCCCACAAAGCGGCGAGUCGAGCGAGCAAACAGAGCCCGUCCCAGAGCCAGCCGCUCAGCCAGUCACUGUGGAGGCCGUGGCCCUGAGCUCCACGCAGUGACUCCACAAACUGAACUUUUAAUGACUCUGACAUGCUGACCAAGAUUCACACAGCAGCACGUGUUGUUCUUUUGACUUUCUGCAAAAGUCUGAUACAUUUGUAAAUGUAUACUGUAAAUUUAUUAUGGUCACACCAAGUGCUGCUCCAGCCUUUACAGGCCAACUCCUGUCCACUGUGUCAUCGAUGAUGUAUUUUUGCACCUUAAUUUAUUUUAUUUGUCAUUUGUAAAUAAACAAAAGGAAAAAUC